Messenger RNA from Stegastes partitus (bicolor damselfish), 2220 nucleotides. Its product is annotated as calpain-A-like. NCBI's taxonomy places the organism in Eukaryota, Metazoa, Chordata, Actinopteri, Pomacentridae. Bases 82 to 2187 code for a protein of 701 amino acids. Gene Ontology annotation, molecular function: calcium-dependent cysteine-type endopeptidase activity; calcium ion binding. The transcript is spliced from 22 exons. Gene Ontology annotation, cellular component: cytoplasm. Gene Ontology annotation, biological process: proteolysis. The record is from RefSeq and is a predicted model, not a curated record.
CUGAGCUGCUUUUCACAUUCUCGCUGUUCCACUCAGACUCAACACUUUCUAGCCGUGGGUGAAGAGAGCUGAACUGCAGCAAUGCCGACCUCAGGUGUGUGCAAGAACAUCAUCAAUGCCCGUCACCUGAAAGAUGGUUAUGGGACUGUCGCAAACCCUUUAAGGUUUAACGAGCAAGACUUCCAGCAGCUGAAGCAGUACUGCCUCAUCCGCAAUGUGAGGUACAUCGACGACAUGUUCCCCCCUGACAGGAGGUCGAUUGGCCAAGGGGUCCUGACCCCCGCUGACAUGGGAAAGGUGAAGUGGCUGAGACCAGGGAAAAUAGUUGCCAGUCCAUCUUUUGUUCUUGAUGGAAUCUCCAGGUUUGACUUUGGCCAAGGCGUUGUUGGAAACUGCUGGUUUCUUGCCUCUAUUGGAGCUCUGACAUUCCAGGACUACAUCCUUGGACAAGUUGUUCCUCUUGAACAGAACUUUGAGCAGGACUACUGCGGGCUGUUUCACUUCAGGUUCUGGAGAUUUGGACGAUGGGUGGAUGUCGUCAUUGAUGACAAGCUGCCAACAAUCAAUGGCAGACUAAUCUUUGUCCACUCCGCAGAUCCAAAUGAAUUCUGGCCUGCUUUGCUGGAGAAAGCCUACGCCAAGGUGUGCGGCUCCUACUCUGACAUGAAUGCUGGAAAUCCCUCUGAAGCUUUGGUGGACUUCACUGGCGGGGUCCACAUUUGUAUCCAGCUGUCAGAUCCCCCUCCUAACCUGUGGGAGCUGAUGUGCAGAGCUGGCCAGUCCAAGUCCCUAAUGGGUUGCGGUACAGAGCAGGGUGAGACAUCGGCCAACACUGUAUUACCAAAUGGACUGGUCCAAGGCCAUGCCUACACCGUGACAGGUGUGAAGCAGAUGAUGAGCCAAGGGCAGCCGGUAAACCUGGUGCGUUUGUGGAACCCCUGGGGAAGAGGAGAGUGGAACGGAGACUGGAGUGAUAAGUCACCUCUGUGGCAAACCGUCAGUCCACAAGAUCGAGAAAUGUGCCUCUCGGUGCGCGACGAUGGAGAGUUUUGGAUGACCCUGCAAGACUUUCGCAAGUUCUACUCAGAUCUGGACAUUUGCUGCCUGUGUCCUGACUUCCUCGACGGAAGCUCGUCUUGUCACUGGAAGACCUCCUUCUAUGAGGGCAGAUGGGUUGCUGGAACCACUGCUGGAGGCUGCAUGAAUAACCGCGACAGCUUCUGGACUAAUCCACAGUAUCGGGUCAAGAUAGACAAGUUAUCCAGCGAGUGCAGUGAGUCUCAGGGUGAAAAAAACAUGCUGGUGUCUCUCAUGCAAAAGCCCGACAAGAGGAACAGACGCCUGGUCCAAAACCUGCACAUUGGAUUCUCUGUAUUUGAGGUGACUGGGGAAUACAGGGCACAGAGGGGGAAAUUCCCAGCCGCUUUCUUCGACACAAACAGACCUGUCACCCAGACUAAAACCUACAUGAAUGCCCGUGAGACAAUGGAGUUCGUGAUGCUGAAGCCUGGUGAAUACCUGAUCGUUCCCUCCACCUUCAAUCCCAAUGAGACGGCCUCCUUCAUCCUGACCAUCCUGUCCAAGGCAGAGACCCACGUCCAUGAGAAUUCUGCCGGAGAUGGUCACGUACAUAUGGAAGAAGAUGCACACCAUGAGCACAAACCAAAUGAAAACGGCGAGCAAGACGGCAGUAACAAAACCCUGUUCCGUCAGUUCUCCGACAAGUAUGAAGAAGUGGAUUGUGAGCAGCUCCAGAGGCUCCUAAAUGAAAAUCUGAAAGGAGACUUGAAAUCCGGAGGCUUCAGCGUGGAUGCCUGUCGCAGCAUGGUUGCUCUGAUGGACUCUUCUGUCACUGGCAAACUGAAUUCUGGGGAAUUUGCCAAUCUGUGGAGCCUGGUGAACACAUGCAAGGACAUUUUCUCCAAGGCUGAUGUUUCUCAAACAGGAACGCUGUCCCUGAGUGAACUGAGGAAUGCACUCAUGGCCACAGGAAAGACAGUCAGCGAUGACAUACUGAAUCUGAUAGCUCUGCGUUACGGCAGCUCCUCCGGUAACAUUUCAAUGGAGAACUUCAUCACUUUGGCCAUUCGCCUAAAAUGCAUGUCUGACAUGUUCAGGCAGUUGUCUGUUCAAACGACCGUGACCCUUCGUGAACCAGAGUGGAUGUACAUCACGAUGUACACUUAAACCGACAUUGAAGAUGAACUGCAGAUUAAUCAG